This is a messenger RNA of Python bivittatus (Burmese python), 7402 nucleotides long. It is a transcript of the gene CANT1, whose product is annotated as calcium activated nucleotidase 1. Gene Ontology annotation, molecular function: GDP phosphatase activity; UDP phosphatase activity; calcium ion binding. The record is from RefSeq and is a predicted model, not a curated record. Gene Ontology annotation, biological process: proteoglycan biosynthetic process. NCBI's taxonomy places the organism in Eukaryota, Metazoa, Chordata, Lepidosauria, Squamata, Pythonidae.
UGCUUUUUUUUUUCUGUAUGAAAAUGGAUAAUGGGAUCUUUUCAGUAGCGUUUUAAUUUUUCUGAGCAAAGGAGGAAAAAAAAAUGGAAGAGGCAAUUGUUUGGGCUGCCUUCUUUUGCAAGAAAGCAUAUGUUUGUUGUCCCUGCACAAAGGGCCCAUUUGACGUAGCCACAGUUGUGACCCAGGUGUCUGGCAAAGAUGUGCCAAAUAAUUUGACAGGAGUGGGCCUGAUGAUGGUGGUUAGCAAGGCUGGGUAACUGUUCAGGACAGGCUAGCUGCUACUCCCUGCUUACCUAGCCAUCCACCAUGUUCUCUCACUAAAAUGUUUUCAGAAGGAACGGGCAUAGCAGCCACACAUAUAAAGAGGUGCUUACACCACUCUGCUCCAAUUACCUGCAGUGUUAAAUUAUCUGAAAUACAUUUGGUUGAGUUUGUAUUAUUUCUUUCAUAGUUUGUUACCUUGUGAUAUUUCCAGAUGUCCAUUUUUUGUGUUUAAAGGACACCUAUCUGGAUGUAAUGCAUUAUCACUGAGCCAACAGCCACUGUAUACUGUACCUUUUCUAUUUCACCUCUGACUUCAGCCUCACUUACUUCUUGUGCAGUGAAUGGUGGGAAAUGUAGUUUUUCUGUGUACAGGAAGUGCAAUAUAUUCUCUUGGUAAACUAAGGGGUGUUGGGAUCUGUAGUAAACUCUUGGGUGUGGUGCAUGUCGGGAUCUGCAGUCAUUUUGGAGGGAGGGUUUGCUGCAGAAAGAUCUUCCCUCCUCCGGUUGUUCCCGGUGUGGGGAGGAGCCUGGUCGGUUCCCAGGAACCUCAGGCUGAUGCCCAUCUCAGCCCGUCCACGCCUGCAAUGGGAUGAUCCUCUGAAUCCCUUGAGGAUUAGUGUGGGCAGUCUUCCGGUGCUGGCGUCCAUGACCAAAGCAGCUGACCCCCGCUUCCGCCUGCGUUGGAAGGCCAUUGUGGUGACCACUCUGGCCCUUGUCCUUGUGUUGUUGCUCCUUUGUUUCCAGCGUUCAUCCCCUGUGAACAGGCCAGUUCCUCUCAAUGCUCAUACUUGGAGGCUCAGUGUCCUACCUGGUGAGAGGUAUAAUGACACUUACCCACUGUCACCACCCCAGCGGAUCCCAGAAGGUGUGCGGUACCGUAUUGGACUCAUUGCUGACCUUGACACAAACUCCAAGGGUCCCAGUGAACAUACCUGGUUCAGCUACUUGAAAAAGGGUUAUCUCACAUUGUCAGCCAGUGGGGACCAUGUCUCUGUCGAGUGGGAUACCCAGGACCAUAUAUUGGAAUCUCACCUAGCUGAAAAAGGGCGUGGCAUGGAGCUUUCUGAACUGGUAGUCUUUAAUGGCAAACUCUAUGCUGUGGAUGAUCGCACGGGUGUGGUCUAUCAGAUUGAUGACACCAGGGUAGUACCUUGGGUGAUCUUAUCUGAUGGAGAUGGCACAGUUGGCAAAGGAUUUAAGGCAGAAUGGUUGGCAGUGAAGGAUGAGCAUCUCUAUGUAGGAGGCCUGGGCAAAGAAUGGACCACAACUACGGGAGAGGUGCUCAAUCAAAAUCCAGAAUGGGUGAAAGUCAUUGGCUACAAAGGUGAUGUGGCUCAUGAGAACUGGGUGACCAAUUACAAUGCACUCCGGACUGCAGCUGGGAUCAAACCUCCAGGUUACUUGAUCCAUGAGUCUGCCUCUUGGAGCGAGAGACUGCAACGCUGGUUCUUCCUGCCACGCCGUGCCAGUCAUGGACGCUACAAUGAGCAGGAGGAUGAGCAUCGUGGCACCAACUUGCUUCUUAGUUCCACACCAGACUUUACUGAUAUCACUAUGAGCCAUAUUGGUGAUAUCAUUCCCACCCAUGGCUUCUCUUCCUUCAAGUUUGUCCCUGACACUGAUGAUCAGAUAAUUGUGGCAUUAAAAUCUGAAGAGGAUGCUGGACAUGUGGCAACCUAUAUCACUGCCUUCAUGCUGGAUGGGCGUUGCCUGUUACCUGAAACUCGCAUUGGUUCUGUCAAAUAUGAGGGCAUUGAGUUUAUCUAAUUGAAAGAAUUCAUACUUUUAAGCAGGUCAGAUGAACUGCUGAGAGAUGGCAGAAGUUCUGUUCCUGGUUUAUUGCUCUAACUGCUGCAGAGCAUUAAGGGACAUUGAAGUGCUUCUCUUGACAUAGUUUUCACCUCAGUAAAAACUACUUUACAAUUGUAGCUUGUUUCUGUGCUGACCCCUAGUGGUACAAAGUGUGCAAUGCCUGUAUGGCCUUUUUUCCCCCUCCGUUGCAUCCUAGGACUUAGCCCACUCCCUGCUUUAUUCAACCAAGCUAUUGAUCUGGCAGAACAAACCUAGUGAAGAAUUGCCUUAUUCUUCCCUAUUCCACCUUCCUUCCCCCCUUACUAUUCACAUGUGCCUUUGCUGAGAAGAGGAAGUCUUCAAACCCAGUUAUUCAGCAAAGAUAUUAUUCAAAUUUUUGGAAGGUCUGCCUUGGCUCUGCCUAUUCCUGCAACAAUAGUUUUAUCUGCACAGGUACCUCUUUUUGAUAGAAAAUUGCAGGUGGGACUUUGGCCUCUAGUCUGGAACUUUUCUGGUAACAGCAGAAAAGGAGCUGAUGCCAUAGUUUGGGGCAUUUUGUCUUUGGAACAAAAGGCUCAUCUUCUGUUAUGAGCGACCUUAUGACUGAGGCAAAGAGAUCCCUUUAUGCUAGUCUUAAUCUUGAGAUAUCAAACUUCAUAUUGGUAAGAAACCUAAAAGAUAUAUAACAAGCCAUAAUUGGCUUCCAGUUUUAAACAUUACAUUCUCAGGAUAUGUACUGGAGUGUUAUUCAGGUCAUGGUUCGAAAGUUUGUUUUCCCUGAUCCUUCAUUUAAAAAAAAAAAAAAUUGGUUUCAGUGUUAGGAAACAAGAUCUUAUGAGAAUACUAUAGCUGGAAUCAGGUUCUGAAGUUAUUCCAUCUACAGAAUUUUUAGCAUUCAGUGUUCUUUUGCGUGUAAUAGAAUGGGCAAGUGAACUUACUUUGGCUUCCAUGUCCCUUCCUUGUUCUUGAACAUUUUCUUUUAAGUUUUAUGGCAAUCCUAGCACUGUGUCUUAUUUUUCAAAUAAAUUAUCAGCAGCUUUUCUAGUUCGAAGGUCUGUGGUGACUUUAGUUACCUGAAUGGAACAAAAAAAAUAAUGUGUUGACAGUCAUGACAAGUGCCAACUUUUGAGCAGAUAAGAUAAAAAUAUAUGUUUAAGAAACACAAAUAUUAUGGAACAGUUUGUAGGAACGUAGGCUACAGAAACUCCAAAGAAACGUAAUGAUUUUUUGGGUAUGCCAAAAUGUACAUGAUUGAAGCCUAUGCCAUAAAUGUGUGUGAAGAUAAAUGAAUGUGCUUUAUACCAAAUCAGACCAUUGUGCUCAUCGUACUCAAUAUUGUCUAUUCUAACCGGUAAUUCCCUUUAGAGUUUGGUCCUAGGCUAUUUUGCAUGCAAAAUAUGUACUCUAUCAUUGAACAGCAGUUUCUCAUUCACAGAAUAUCUGAUGCAAUUUUAGUGGGGAUUGACUUAUAUCAGAUGUUCCCCAAAUACUUCUACCCCAACAUCUUCUGUUUGUAUCUUAGAGCAUAAACUAUAAAAUGAUACAUUAGGAGGGUGGAAUACAAAUCUCUAUAUAAAUGAUCUCUUUUGAAUAUUGUGUGAAAUUCAGAAAGACUGGUCACUAGAUGGCAGUACUUGUUUGUUACACAGCCAUGGCAUGAAGAGCUCCUUCAGCUUGCCUUGGAAUGAUCAGUACGCCCUCUGGAGGUGUGGCAUAAUGUUUACAUCAAAUGUGUCAAGUCCAAUCAGUAUUUGUGUGUGUUGGCAUUUGCUGUUAAAUAUACUUAAGAUUUAGAUCAUAAAUGUAAGAAUCCAAGACAUACAAAAAUAAUAAAUGAGUUUGGACACACACAGUCAGAUUUUGAUAACUGCCUCCCAUUUUAUGUAGAGAAUAUUGCCUAUAAAGUUGAAUUACUUUUAGUAAUCUGCUAAUAAGAGUUAAAUUGGCAAAAAUGAUUACUUAGUAACAAUUUAGGGAUUGUUUCUGGGAGGCUCAGGUAUGACGUUUAAAUAUGAGCUCAUUAGCAUCACCCUAGCUCUUUGUGUAGUAUACCUUUUUUGUUAAGGGAUUGAUAACAAGAAGCAAAAAUAAUUAUUUGAAGUUCAGUUAGUAGGAACUUUCAUGUGAGCAGAACGCUAGAACUCUGGAAAAAUGCAAAUAUAUUUCUGAUUUCUAAAUCGUUCUUUUUCAAACACUCCACAAAGGAACCUACAUACUAGCUAAUUAAAACCCUGGCGGAAACACUGUCCAAUUGUUAAGCAUCUUCAUCUCUGGGCAAAUUAGCAAGUUAAAGUCUUAUUUGGAUAUCAUGGUAGUUUCUUUUAUUCUAAGGGCCUCUGCCUGGAUGUUUGACCUGUCCCAUGGAUGUUUGACCUGUCCUGUUGAAUCAGCCAGCCCAAACUCAGUCAGAGCUAAUCUUCAAAGGCAGGCUUCUGAUUAAUCCCCAAAUUAAGCUACUGAGCCAUUGAUUUAAUCGCAUCCUUGUAUGUCCAAAGUUGUAUUCUGUGUGGUUUUGUUCAACAUUUUUAAGUUUUAGUUGAGUUCAGCUUUAUUUAAGGAAGCUCACAGAAUUCAGCAGUCAGAUGUUUUACAUGGCUCUACAAUCUUUGUAUGAAUUGCUUGGCAAGUUGCCCCCUCCCCAUAAUCUCUGAUGCCCUCUAAAUGUAUCGGACCAUCUCCCAUAUGCUUUAAAUGGGAUGACUAAUAGCAAUGCUGUCUUGAGGGUCACGGAAGUCCAAAAUGUCUACAGUAGAAGGGACAAGUUUGGAGAAGGGUACCCAAGUUCACUCUUACACAAACAAGAUAAACUAUUACCAGUACCAUCAUUUUUCUCUCUGUAAAUAACCUUACCUUAUAUAUCCAGAUACAGUGUCAUGUUCUCUAUGGAAGUUUCAUUUUUAAAAGAUGAAAUUUAAAAAAAAAGAUGUAAAUAGAGAAUAACCAAAUGCCUUAAGAGAGAGAUUCUCUUAAAAUAUUGUUAAUCAGGUUUACUGCAAGGAAAAGGAUUAGAUUAGUUGCCAACUGGUUAUGUACAUACUUUGGCCCUGCCUUUUAUCAGUGUGUGUGUUAAGGUGAGUCCUUCUUGAUCCCUUUGAUCCCUUUCUGCCUCUUGAUUUAAUGGGGAAUUGGCUAACCAUUUAAGAGAUACGAACAGAAGGUGUCCUUGUUCUGCAGCAUUUUGCAAACAUCCAUUCUCAUUCCCAAGUUCAGAGGACCUCUUUGGAAGAACAGCUGGAGAUGGGACGCACAUUGGCAAAUAACAGAGGGGUCUGAACCUUCCCAACUAUGCCUUUGGGCCUGGCUUCCCUUUUGCCUUGGUGCAGCUUCUGGUUUUGGGUUAUGUAGUACUGCCACCAACCACCUUCAUGGAGGAAAGAAGUACCUUGCCCUGAUUCUUUCCCCUUAAUACCAGCUUUUGAGAGAGAGGGGGCUCACAGUCUGAGCGAUUUACCUACAAAUGGCCUGAUGAUGAUAAGGUGGAAAAUAAACUCUGUAGCAUCACCCCUGGUCUUUGUAGCUCUGAGGCAUGUAGCCAGAGACUAGUAGCUCUGUAGCCUUGUUCCCCUUUUUAAUCAUAUAUUUAUUAAGCAUUUCUGAGAAAAGGGAAAAGAAAAGCAGACAAGGAGAAAAGACAGAAAGAAAGAGAACACAACAUGAAUAAAUGGCAUUUACAAGCAUAGGACUAGGUUAAUUUUUUCAAUAUUUAAUUAGUUUUAAAUAACUGAAUAUAUUGUUUUAAAAGCUCCAGAUCAUUGUUAAAAUCGAGGUCAUAUAUAAAUAUCAAUAGCAGUCAGCAGAAUAUAGAUCAUAAAAUGAGAUUAGGAAUUGGAAUAACUUCUGUCCGAACAGUUGAAGAUCUAUUUGAAGGUUAAAAUAUUUAGACUUCAAGAGAAACUCAAAUUUUGGAUGUGGUACAAGCCUGCAUGUAGAAUUACAGUUCAAAAAUGGUUUCCAAAUUGAGUUAAAUUCUGUGUCAGAUUUACUUUUAAGAUAGUAAGUUAUUUUGGACACUGAAGCAGACUCCUACAACUUAAUUAGCCAUGCAGAAGGUACUGUACAUACUGUACAAGUAUCCAUGUAAUAGUUGCCAUAUGCAAAACUAAUUCAGUAUACUUUGUGGGAAUGUAAAGUUUAGUAAUAUUUACUUUUUUAAAAAUAAGUUCAAAAGGAAAUUUAGUUUUUAGAAUUUUUUUCAUUAUAAAUUAUUUUCCCAAAAUUGUUAGACUUUACUAAAUUGCCAUCAAAUAUAGAAAAAUAAUCCAAUGUGGUUGUAACAUUUCCAACAAUUUUUAGAGAAUGAACUGUCUAUGUUAGCAAUUAAUACUGGAGUAAUAUACUCAUGUAGAACAUAUACCAGUUUUCUCUAAUAUUUGGUGUGAAUUUAAUGUUUCUCUUCCAUUAACAUUUCUCUUGUGCAUGUCCAUUGUUGUAUCUAAAUUCUGCAUCCAUUUAAUCAUAGUCUUUAACUAGCUCAUUUUCUGACUCAUGUUUCAUUGAUAGUUUAUAAAUAAGGCCCAACAAAUCUCCAAAUUAUGUGUUAAUAAGGUUUUCAAAUUGAGUCAAGCGUCUAACUGUUUCCCUUUGGUUUUUGCAAUUCUUUUAAAACUAUUGCUUAUUUGAAGAUACUGAAACUGGUAGCGUGGUUCUGGCUAUUCCAAGGAGAAAGUCUCAAAAGAUGUUAUAUUUGCCUUAUUAAAAAAUAAAAUCUUGCAGUUUAUCUGAGUUGAUAUCUCUCCACUGAGCAGUGCUUUCCUCUUCAUAAAGAUCAAUAUUUAAUAACAAGGUGAGAGGUGAUAAUUCUGAUUCUUUUCCUGUAUUUAUCCCAAUCCUUUAAUACAUUGCUUAUUAUUACAUAAUCGCAUAUAAACUUUUGUUUGUAUCAGUCCGAAGAUAUUUGUGCAGAUCAUCUGAGAGUCUUGCUCCUUCAGUAGAGGUAAUGAGGUGAUAUGAUCUAAUCAGUAAUUCAGGUUAGACAACCAGCUUCAUAAUAUAGUUUAAAGAUGGGAGCUGCCAGGCUACCUUGUUCUUUCAAAUCCUGUAGCAUUGUAAAUUUAAUCCUUGGUAUUUUAUUGGACUAUACAAAUUGUGUUACUUGCCUCUGCCAGUCAUUUAAUACCUUAUUUUCAAUUUUUCUUGGAAUAAUUUGGAACAGAAAAUUAAUCCUUGGUAGAUUAUUUAUUGUAAUGGCUGCAAUUCUUCCUAACCAAGACAGUUUUAACUUUCUCUAUCUUAAAAUAUCUGCUGUUACAUUUUUCCAGAUGUGUGAGUAACUAUUUUUAAAUAGAUACUAUUUUUGUCAAGUCAUUCCUACAUACAGGUCGUCCUCAUUUAGAAACAAAUUCAUUUA